Molecule: messenger RNA, 1201 nt
Organism: Lontra canadensis (Northern American river otter)
Lineage: Eukaryota; Metazoa; Chordata; Mammalia; Carnivora; Mustelidae
Gene: GMPR2
Product: guanosine monophosphate reductase 2
Exons: 10
Coding region: 155-1201 (348 amino acids)
Biological process (GO): nucleotide metabolic process
Cellular component (GO): GMP reductase complex
Molecular function (GO): GMP reductase activity
Source: RefSeq, a predicted model, not a curated record
CGCCCCCGCAAUUGGUGGAACCUGUUGGUGUGGCCCACAAGGCUCAGCGGGGCUGCACGAGGCUAGUUGCUAAGCAAGGGGUACUGUGGUCAACUGCCAACUGAGCCACGGCGACAGGAAUUCUCGGAUUUGUUGCUACCCCAGGGUCCCCGCCAUGCCUCACAUCGACAGUGACAUCAAACUGGACUUCAAAGAUGUUUUGUUGAGGCCCAAGCGCAGUACCCUUAAGUCUCGAAGUGAGGUAGAUCUCACAAGAUCCUUUUCAUUUCGGAACUCAAAGCAGAUGUACACUGGGAUCCCCAUCAUUGCUGCCAAUAUGGAUACUGUGGGCACCUUUGAGAUGGCCAAGGUUCUCUGUAAGUUCUCCCUCUUCACAGCUAUCCAUAAACAUUACAGCCUCCAGCAGUGGAAAGAGUUUGCUAGCCAGAAUCCCGAGUGUCUUGAGCAUCUGGCAGCAAGCUCAGGCACAGGCUCUUCGGACUUUGAACAGCUGGAACAGAUCCUGGAAGCUAUUCCCCAGGUGAAAUAUAUAUGCCUGGACGUGGCAAACGGCUACUCAGAACACUUUGUUGAGUUUGUAAAGGACGUGCGGAAGCGCUUCCCUGAGCACACCAUUAUGGCAGGGAAUGUGGUAACAGGAGAGAUGGUAGAAGAGCUGAUCCUCUCUGGGGCUGACAUCAUCAAAGUGGGAAUUGGCCCAGGCUCUGUGUGCACCACCCGCAAGAAAACCGGAGUGGGGUAUCCACAGCUCAGUGCCGUGAUGGAGUGUGCAGACGCUGCUCAUGGCCUCAAAGGCCACAUCAUCUCAGAUGGAGGCUGCAGCUGUCCUGGGGAUGUGGCCAAGGCUUUCGGGGCAGGAGCUGACUUUGUGAUGCUGGGUGGCAUGCUGGCGGGGCACAGUGAGUCAGGCGGUGAGCUCAUCGAGAGGGACGGCAGGAAGUACAAGCUCUUCUAUGGGAUGAGUUCUGAAAUGGCCAUGAAGAAGUAUGCCGGGGGCGUGGCUGAGUAUAGGGCCUCAGAGGGAAAGACGGUGGCGGUCCCCUUUAAAGGGGACGUGGAACAUACCGUCCGAGACAUCCUUGGAGGCCUCCGCUCCACAUGCACCUACGUGGGAGCAGCUAAACUGAAGGAAUUGAGCCGGAGAACCACCUUCAUCCGGGUCACCCAACAGGUGAAUCCAAUCUUCAAUGAUGAGAGCUAG